Messenger RNA from Mesorhabditis spiculigera, 1188 nucleotides. The record is from the annotation of a GenBank genome assembly. Lineage: Eukaryota; Metazoa; Nematoda; Chromadorea; Rhabditida; Rhabditidae.
AUGCACUCUACAAGCCCAACCCCAUCGACAUCGAGUAUCAGCUCAUUUAUUUCUACAGGAACCCUGGAGUCGCCAACCGAUUUCUCUCCGGUUAAGUCUGGCUCCCCUACUGUCGAAUUGUCCUGCCGGGUCUGCGGCUCCGUCCCGGCAAUUCACGUGUAUGGAUCGUACUGCUGCGGAGGCUGCAAAAUCUUCUUCCUGCGCUGCGCCGUCGGCGGCAAGCCAUUAAUGUGCACAAAGGGUGGACGCUGUGAAGAAGCCUCCGAAGGUGGCCUGAAAAAAUGCCGAGCCUGCCGCUAUCAGAAGUGCAUUCGGGUUGGACUACUGCCAAAUAUCCCCGGCCAGCGAGCGCAACGCCGAAAACUCGGCGAGCAAAAGCCGCAACUCGUCGGAAAAGUUGAGCAUGUUCCGCAGCCAUCAACUCCCUGCACUCCUGCCCGGUCACCGCAAAAUUUCUGCCUCGAGCCCAACUACAAGGCCAUGGCGAUGACGCUGGCAGAGUUGGAGAGGAGUUGUGGAGCCAAUGCGGAUGAGCUGAUGCAGAACUGGAAGCUGCCGACAAAGUUGAGCCAGAGCUCAUUCAUGCCUCGUUGCUGUGGCCGCGCAGUCGCUCACCUGGUCGACUGGCUGAAAGCAACACCGGAAGUUUGGGCCCUUGAUGACCAGGACCGGGUCUACUUCUGCUCCCGGCUCUUCCCGAUGCUCUUCCCGCUCCAACUCUUCUACUGCACCUACAAGCUGACCCGCGACGGGAUGUUGAGCUGGCAGACUGACUUUUUGGCGCUGUAUCCUGAAUUCGCCGAGGUCCUCUCCCCGGGUGCCCUGAAUUUGCAUGCACUCGUGAUGCGCAUGUUCCGCGAGCUCGGCCUCACCGAUGAGGAGUACGCCGUCCUGAAGAACGUGAUCAUCUUCAGCAAUGCCCUCGGCUUCUCCCAAGCCAGCGCGGAGAUCGUCCGAAAAGCGCGUGUGAAGUAUGAGGCAAUUUUGGUGCAGCUAAUCCGUGAUCGCGUUCCGGACGACACCACGGCACUACGGUACAUGAGCGACCUGCUGACGUUGAGGCAGACGUUAUGUAGCGGCAUGCUGAAAGAAACACCCUACUACACCCGGGCCACCGUCCUCAAGCACCUCUUCAGCCCGCAAGACGGACAGAUCAGCCCGGAGAUUUUUCUCGCCUCCCUGUCAACC